GGCCUGCAAGAGCGGAAGCCUGGCCGGUGGCCCGGAAGUAAUCGCUGUAACUUCCGGGGAGGCUUGUGUGCCAGGUGUGGGGAGCUGCGGGGUGCGCGCCGUGCUUACAGUCGUGGGUACCCCAGCAUGUCCCGCGGGUCCAGCGCUGGCUUUGACCGCCACAUUACCAUUUUCUCGCCCGAGGGUCGGCUCUACCAAGUAGAAUAUGCAUUUAAGGCUAUUAACCAAGGGGGCCUUACAUCAGUAGCUGUAAGAGGAAAAGACUGUGCAGUAAUUGUCACACAGAAGAAAGUACCUGACAAAUUACUAGAUUCCAGCACAGUGACACACUUGUUCAAGAUAACUGAAAACAUUGGCUGUGUGAUGACUGGAAUGACAGCUGACAGCAGAUCCCAAGUACAGAGGGCGCGCUAUGAAGCAGCUAAUUGGAAAUACAAAUACGGCUAUGAGAUCCCUGUGGAUAUGCUGUGUAAAAGAAUCGCUGAUAUUUCUCAAGUCUACACACAGAAUGCUGAAAUGAGGCCACUUGGUUGUUGUAUGAUUUUAAUUGGUAUAGAUGAAGAACAAGGUCCUCAGGUGUACAAGUGUGAUCCUGCAGGUUACUACUGUGGGUUUAAAGCUACUGCAGCAGGAGUUAAACAAACGGAGUCAACCAGCUUUCUUGAAAAAAAGGUGAAGAAGAAAUUUGAUUGGACAUUUGAACAGACAGUAGAAACUGCAAUUACAUGCCUAUCUACUGUUUUAUCAAUUGAUUUCAAACCUUCAGAAAUAGAAGUUGGAGUAGUUACAGUUGACAAUCCUAAGUUUAGGAUUCUUUCAGAAGCAGAGAUUGACACCCACCUUGUUGCUCUAGCAGAGAGAGACUAAACAUUGCCAGUAGUUUACCAAGUCCAAGAUGCCACUUGCCUGUGUGUUUGGUAACAACAGACCAACAUGAUAGAGGCCCAUGGAUUGAAAAAGGAACUUUUCCACUCCCUCCCACUGAAGUUGUAGGACUCUGUAUAAAUAAACACAGAAAUUUUAGAAAAUAA
Messenger RNA from Jaculus jaculus (lesser Egyptian jerboa), 1031 nucleotides. It is a transcript of the gene Psma6, whose product is annotated as proteasome 20S subunit alpha 6. Bases 127 to 867 code for a protein of 246 amino acids. Gene Ontology annotation, biological process: ubiquitin-dependent protein catabolic process. NCBI's taxonomy places the organism in Eukaryota, Metazoa, Chordata, Mammalia, Rodentia, Dipodidae. The record is from RefSeq and is a predicted model, not a curated record. The transcript is spliced from 7 exons. Gene Ontology annotation, cellular component: proteasome core complex; cytosol; nucleus.